AUGAGAAAUGCCCUCAACCACCUCGCCGACACCGUCACUGACAAGGAAGUGCAACCGAGAUUCGAAAAUGAAAUGGACUCGUUCUUCGCGUUGUUUAGACGCUACCUCGUCGAUAAGGCCUCGGGUAACAGCGUUGACUGGGACAAGAUCAAGUCGCCUCUGGCCGACGAAGUUGUCAAGUACUCGCAAUUGGAGUCGCUGGCCGAUGACUCGGAAAACCUCGCUAAGCUUGCCGUCCUUAAGCUUAACGGUGGGUUGGGUACCCUGAUGGGUUGUGUUGGUCCAAAGUCAGUGAUUGAAGUUAGAGACGGUAACACCUUUUUGGACUUGCUGGUGAGACAAAUUGAACACCUCAACCGUAAAUACGAUGCCGACGUGCCGUUGUUGUUGAUGAACUCGUUCAACACCGACGCCGACACCGCCAAGAUCAUCAAGAAGUACCAAGGCCACCGGAUCCGUGUUAAGACCUUCAACCAAUCGCGUUUCCCCAGAAUUUACAAGGAUUCGUUGUUGCCGGUACCACAAUCGUUCGAUGACGAAUUGGACUCGUGGUACCCCCCUGGUCACGGUGAUUUGUUUGAGUCAUUAGUUCACCUGGGUGAAUUGGACGCGUUGCUUGCUCAAGGUCGUGAAAUUUUGUUCGUCUCUAACGGUGACAACUUGGGUGCUACCGUUGACACCAAGAUUUUGAACCACAUGCUCGAAACUGGCGCCGAGUAUAUCAUGGAACUCACCGAUAAGACUCGUGCCGAUGUGAAGGGUGGUACUUUGAUCAACUACAACGGUGAAGUGCGGCUUUUGGAAAUUGCCCAAGUUCCCAAGGAACACGUCGAAGACUUUAAGCUGAUCAAGAAGUUCAAGUACUUCAACACCAAUAACUUGUGGAUCAACUUGCGUGCUAUUAAGCGUUUAGUCGAACAAAACGCCAUUGAAAGCGAAAUCAUCCCCAACCAAAAGACUAUUGUCCGCGGCAAGGAUGAGAUCUCUGUUUUGCAAUUGGAAACUGCUGUGGGUGCUGCCAUUCGCCACUUUGAAGGUGCUCACGGGGUUGUGGUACCUCGUUCGAGAUUCUUGCCUGUGAAAACCUGCUCGGAUUUGUUGUUGGUGAAGUCUGACUUGUUCUAUCUCGAACAUGGUGCUCUUAAAUUGGACCCCGUUCGUGAAGGCUACGCUAACCCCCUUAUCAAGUUGGGCUCCGAUUUCAAGAAGGUUCUGAACUUCCAACACCACAUCCCCCACAUGCCUAAGAUUCUUGAGUUGGACCACUUGACCAUCACCGGUAACGUUAACAUUGGCCGGAACGUUACCCUCAAGGGUACCGUUAUCAUUGUUUGUAACGAUGGUCAACGUAUUGAUGUUCCCAAUGGGUCGGUUCUUGAGAAUGUUGUGGUUACUGGUAACUUGACCAUUCUUGAGCACUGA
This is a messenger RNA of Diutina rugosa, 1422 nucleotides long. RefSeq names its product UTP glucose-1-phosphate uridylyltransferase (gene UGP1). Gene Ontology annotation, biological process: UDP-alpha-D-glucose metabolic process; glycogen metabolic process. Lineage: Eukaryota; Fungi; Ascomycota; Pichiomycetes; Serinales; Debaryomycetaceae. The record is from RefSeq and is a predicted model, not a curated record. Gene Ontology annotation, cellular component: cytoplasm. Gene Ontology annotation, molecular function: UTP:glucose-1-phosphate uridylyltransferase activity. The transcript has a single exon. The coding region runs from base 1 to 1422 and encodes 473 amino acids.